Dictyostelium discoideum AX4 is the source of this 183-nucleotide messenger RNA. RefSeq lists its product as hypothetical. NCBI's taxonomy places the organism in Eukaryota, Evosea, Eumycetozoa, Dictyosteliales, Dictyosteliaceae. The record is from RefSeq and is a predicted model, not a curated record. The transcript has 2 exons. The coding region runs from base 1 to 183 and encodes 60 amino acids.
AUGAGACUGAUCAUCCCAAGGAGAGGCGACAAUCAUUGUUUAAAUACUAAUCAAUCAAUAAACAUGGAUUCAAUAUUAGAUGCCAGUGCAGGCCUUGAAUCUUUAAUUAGGUCCAAUUCAAUUGUGUUAUCUAAUAGUUUUGAAGAAUGUAUUGUAUUAUAUAACAAUUACACUUUUAAAUAA